This is a messenger RNA of Dinoponera quadriceps, 3605 nucleotides long. RefSeq lists its product as uncharacterized. Lineage: Eukaryota; Metazoa; Arthropoda; Insecta; Hymenoptera; Formicidae. The transcript is spliced from 6 exons. The record is from RefSeq and is a predicted model, not a curated record. The coding region runs from base 2246 to 3526 and encodes 426 amino acids.
GCCCGCCAAAUACGCGAACGACGCGCAAUAAACGCUCGCCUGUCUCGGUCGCGUUCCCCGAUAUCGCGAUAUUACGCUUGGAAGUUCACGGAAGCUCCACGGAGUGAACCGGUUUGGACCGUGAAUCAGAUAGGCAUUGCGUUUCGACUUUUCGGGCCUCCUCGCGUCCACCGCCACUACUACUAUUACUACUACUGCAAGUACUACUACUACUGUUGCGGGGGUUCGCCGUUUCGACGGCCCUGCGGGGAAGCGUCGCGCGACGCCUUGCAUGCCUCGCGCAGUGCGAGGGUGCCGUUCGCCAGGAGUGCCCGCGUCGAGUUUCCGCGCUCGUUAUCCGUCUCCCUUCCUCACCCUCGCGCGCGCGCGCGACCUUCGAGGGGUGACGGCAGAAAAUGCGCUAGCUCGCUCGCCGGGGUACCGGUGGGGGAGUGCGUGCCUCUCCGAGAAACGUGUGCGCUCGAGGCCGAGGUCAAGAGGUGCCGGCAUCACGCCGUCGAAGGAGAGACGUCGCGUGGCGUCGCAUGCCUGAAUCAAACACGUCUCGGACGAGCGGAGAUAAUAACCUUCGUGGAGGAAGGACCUUGACGUAUCGCCGUCGUCGACGCCGCCGCCGCGGCACACGUCGCGUUACACCGUGAAUAUUUCAAUACAGUAUCGAUCUACCGCGUGUGGAAACACGUGUGUGCCUUUCAGUUCAGGAAUGCGAAUUCAAGCAGGAGAAAAAAAUAAACAAACGAGUGUAGAAGUCAUUAAACGUUCAAGACAAUCGUCAAGUAUCAAUUAAACGUGAAAUAAUUCACAGUAACACCGCAAUUAGUGAAAUCUUGGACAGCUAAACAGUUCAAUAUGAUUAUUCUCGCGAACAAGAAAAAUAAUGUCUCGUCCGAUCGAUCCGAUGAUGACGCGGCUUCCCCGGUUGGAAUGUAUUGGACUGAAAGGGGACGUUGAAGACGAACGCGUGAAGAGGCGCGAGGCCGCGACGACCUUGCGCGCUGAAAUAAUCGUUAGCGUCGUUCGAUAACCUCGGCCCGAAACACAAAUUGUAACACGACUCCGCUAAAUCCGUCGCAUCUUUUUAGCAACACACUAACGGUCCCGCGCGCGAAAUCCAACGGAAUCCAACGGCGUUGAAGGCCUUCGAAGGUGCAGCCGCGACGCGCUUCGAGUAACGACGACCUCGGCCCACGCUCGGUGGUUGUGCUGGAUUUCGUGUUUCUCGAUUUCCAAAUCGUAGAUCCAGAGAGAAGAUUGAUCGUAGAUGGAGAGAGAAGAAGAGAUCGUUUUUCUCUCUCUUUCCCUCGCAAUUCUUGAUCGCGUAGUUCGACUUUGAUGCAACAGAGAAGCCUGCUUGAAAAAUAAAAAUAAAGAGGAUCUAUUUAUUCAUCUGGAUAGUUGUUUAGAUAAUUUUAUCUAUAUACCGACAAACACUGUGUAUUAAUAACGUUUGCGUAAGCGCGAGUUAAAAUCAACGAUUUAUGCGAGCUUCCCUCGCGAGCGAGGCGACGUCGGUCUAAUUCGUAUAUCGGAUAUAUAAAUCCGCGACGCUUUGUCCUCUCUUCACUUCAGCGCACGCUCCCACGUAUUCGUCUCACAGCCGGGACUCGCAACGCCGUCGGCACGAGCGGCUUUAAAACAGCGAAACUCGAGUUUCCCCAAAUGUCGUACGAGAGGUCGUCACGACGGUCUCUCCCCUGCACGUCGCACGACCUCGUGGUCGACGUUCGAGGUAACGCGUCGUCGAGAUCGUUAGUCUCGUAGCACAGAGCCCGCCAUGAGUUAAAGGGGGUCUUCGGCGCGUUCUCGGCGGAAAUCUGUGCGAAAAGAAAAGAAUAAGAAAAAAAAAAGAACAGAAAAAGCCACCCCGAGUCGGAGAAAGCGCAGAAUCCACGUGAGAGACUACCGUGUUAUCGGCCUUUAAGAAAGAUGUAGAGAAACGCUGUAACGUUAAUCCCUGUACGUCCCCCUUGUGAUCGUCGCGCACCAUCACCGCCACUGCCACUCUUCCAUCCUCGAGCACCCGCCGUCGACCGUCGAGAAAAAACACAUCGGCUCGCAUAAAAGCAAAAAGAAACACAAACGAAAAAGAAAGAGAGAAAGGUAGUAGAGAGAAAAAAAGCAAGCAGCUGAAAGAAAAGAAACGCAAAAAGAGAAAAUACACCCAAAAACACGACACCACACAUUGCGAGAGAACGAGAGAGCCGACAGGCCCGAGGCGCACCACGAGCGCGCACCCGAGUCAGUCAUGAAUCUUAUGUUCCGCAAGAACUUCGGGGCCGAGAAGGGAACCAGCGGUGGCGGCGGGGGAGGAAGCGGAGGAGGACUGGGAGAAGUCAGGCCCGUCCUGGGCAGCGCUUACGGUACCGUCGGGGCCUCCUCGUUCGGCCAGUUAGGGAUUUCGCGUUUCGGCGCGGCGCGCAGCGGCGGCCAGUCGGUGAUCGGCGCGCGCGGCCCCGUACGGCGCAGCCGGGAGUACGGAUACUUACCAUCGAUCAUGGGCGAUCACGAGCACCAGCAGGGACACGGAUAUCGCACUCACCUGUUCCUAUCGCCGCCCGCAGGUGGGACGCUCGGCUCGCCGCCUGAGGACCCGGGCGAGCGGCUCGGCCCGCCGCCGCGUCGCAACUCCGGCCCGCAUGUGAUCAAAUGGGGCGGCGGCGGCGGCGGCGGGCCGGCCGCGCAGGGCUCGCAGACCGCUGGCCAGGCCAGAAGGAAGCAGAACCAGAUCGGCCAGCCGAAGGAACCGUCCGAUCCACCGACCCCGACCGCCUCCAGACAGCAUGCCCCAGUCGCCGACAAGAAGAGACCUGGCAGUCCCCUGUCAGUUCUGGAGGUGGAGGAUCCGAAGCAAUGUGUUCUCGCGCAUUUCAUGACGCCAUUGGAACCUCUGGACCCUUUAGUUGAGUCUCCGGUGUCCCGGCCGCUGGUGUUGCAACGCGACACAGCGGCGGAACUGGUCGCCGAGAUAGCGCCUUCCGCAUCACAGAGCAUUUUACUCACGAACAUGGAGAAGAACGCGGAUUUCCCGUUCAUCACUUAUUAUCUGAUAAACAAGCAGAACACGGACCCCGUGGACUUUUACAACGAAGUGCAAUGCGCGGCCCUACGUAAGUUCGAUCCCCGAGACCUCAGGUACGCGGCGAGCCACACGUUGGAUCUGUUCAACGAGGUGGCGACUAUCGCGAGACCGCCGCUCGAGCCGCCCGGUGGAAGACCGCCUAUUCCGUCCACCGGCUACAUAGUGUCGAUCUUCAAAGUUUUCGAGGGCGACGACGGUCUCAAGUUCGAACAAAACUGGCUCUACUGGACAGGCGCGCGUAUGAUGUACCGAUACCUGCCGAAAUCGGUAGGGUUGAGGCGCAUCACGUUGCACAAAUCGAUGUCGCAAGGCGACAAGAUGUAUCUGUUGAUCUGCGAGUGCUCGCAGCUGCAAGACAAUCUGUCCGCGGCGGCGAUACUACUGCCGGCGCUCCGUGCGCGCCUGUGCGGAUACACCGGGCUCUACAGGCCCUCCGUGUGUUUCUGAUUCCUCACCCGGCUCUUGGAAUCUGCGAGGCGCAUCGUCACGAGUCGCAUCACGUGCAUCUCCGCGAAAAAAUCCGAGU